AUGGCGACCGCCUCUAUCAUAGCAUGCUCAGCGCGAGCGCCAUCGAGCUGUCUCGCGGCGCGAUACUCUUCAGGAGGCGCGCGCCGCGUUUCGCUCGCAGGCCGCGUUUUAGCCACCCAGAGCGCGCUCCCGCCGUCCGCCCGUCACUGGGCGCGCAUUUACCGGACAGGAGCGCGAAGAAUCGAUAGAUUGAACGAUAGUGCCGCGCAAAGGCUUGCGGUUGCGCCGAUUGCGCCUGCUACUACCUCUGUCCCGCCCGUCACCCGCAUCGCGUCAAUCACGAGCCAUAGUUGGCGGCGAAGGUUCCUUGUUCCUUCGGCAAGCACCGGAUCUGCUGCUGGCGCGGGUGACACAGACGCGGGUGACUCAACCGAAGGGAGGAAAGAAGCGGAGAAACCCAAGGCAGUGGAUCCAGAAAUCGUGGAGGCCGGGAAAGAGGGAGAAACGGGUCCCCGUUCCCGAGAUGCUGACGUGGCUAGGAGUGCUGACGUGGCAGGGGAUGCUGACAUGGACCUAGAGGCGCUGGCUCGUGAGCUGAACAUGGAUCUGAAGGAGGUGCAGGAGGCGGAGAGGAUGUUCGAAAGUGCCAUGUCAGCAGUUGCCUCGCUGGAAUCGUUAUCUGCCAAGUUUGAUCAGAUGAUUCUGGAAACUGCUGCUGCUGAGUCGGCCGAAUCAGAGGAUUCUCGCAAGGGUUUAAGAGGGGUUUUGGGUGAAGGGGGUUUAGAGAAUGCGGGUUUAGAGGGUUUAGAAAGAGGAAUGAAAGAGCUGGUUAAGGAAAUUGAAGCCGCAUCGUCUAGGGUAUCGAGAGAAGGCAUCAGCAAAUCGGGGGAGGGGAGUGAAGAGGCGGAUGAUGAAGGUGCUGACGUGGACUUGGCAGGGGAGGCCAUUGCUGACAUGGAGAAUGACCUGGCGGAGCUGCAGCGGUCGGUGGCGGCCACGCUAGCUGAGCUGGACCGCACUGCCACGUCACUCACUCCGGAGCUUGGGCUGCAGGAAGUACUGAAGCUUAAGAGUUCCAUAUCUGCUGACGUGGCGCAGAUAGAGCAGCAGACAGGUGCCAUUCUCGGAUUGCUGAGAGAGGCCCAAGAGCUGCAGGAAGCUUCCCAGCAGCCCGGCGCUCCAAUGGGAGCGCGCCAGCUGGCGGCGCAGAGAGCCGUGGAGGCUCGGAACGCCAUGGCUGCGAUGGCAGGCUCGGCCGAAGCUGCGGCAGAGACGUUGAAGGCUUUGGAGCAGGAAGGGGCGGCGGACUGGGAUGGGAUGGGGGGAGUUAAGGGGGAGGCGAUCAGGAGGGCAGGGGAGGAGGUUAAACGGAGGAGGGGAGAGGAGGAGGGAGGAGGGGAGCAAGACGACGACGAUGAUGAUGACCGGCCAACCUGCCGCAGCGGCACGAGCCAGCCGGCCUACCUGCCGCAGCGGCACGAGGUGGCAGCCGACCGGGCGGAGCUGAAGAAAGAGCUUGCGGACAUGCUCGGCAGCAACGCGCUUGUCUGCUUACUCUGUCCUCGCCUCUACCCCCCCCUCCGGAGACCGGCCUACCUGCCGCAGCGGCACGAGGUGGCAGCCGACCGGGCGGAGCUGAAGAAAGAGCUUGCGGAGAUGCUCGGCAGCAACGCGCUUGUCUGCUUACUCUGUCCUCGCCUCUACCCCCCCCUCCCUUUCAAACCCUUCUCCAGCCAGCCAGCCUACCUGCCCCAGUGGCAUGAGGUAGCAGCCGACCGGGCAGAGCUGAAGAGGGAACCUGCGGAGAUGCUCGGCAACGCCCCAGCCAGCGUAACUGCCCCAGUGGCGCGAGGUUCCAGCAGACCGUGCAGAGCUCAAGAGGGAGCUUGCGGAGAUGUUCAGCAACGCCGUGCAGCUGUUUCAGGAGGGGGGAGGGAAGCAGGAGUCUCACCAGCCCUUGUCCCCUUACCCUGUCCUGUCGUCUCCUCUUCCCCUACCCAACCCAACCCCUCCUCCAGCCAGCCAGCGUACCUGCCGCAGUGGCACGAGGUAGCAGCAGAGCGGGCGGAACUGAAACGAGAACUCGCGGAGAUGUUCAGCAACGCCGUGCAGCUGUUUCAGGAGGGCGAUGAGGAGGGGGCGAUGGCUCUGGUGGCGGCUAAUGAGGCAGAAGUGAUGGGGCAGGUGGUGGCAGGGGAGGCGGGUGUGGAACAAUCAGCAGUGCUGCUGGCGCUGUCACAGCUGCUGCUGGGGAUGGGGGAGGAGGCCAAGGGGAGACAGCUGAUGGAUCAGGCGCUCGCCCUAGUGGCCUCUCACCCCUCCGAGCCGCUACUGGAUGAUCUGCUGGAGAACGCGGGGGACAUGUAUUAUGGCAUGGAGAUGUGGGAUGAGUCGAUCAAGAUGUACAGACGAGCCGUCAACGUGCAGAGAGAACUGGCAGGUGGCGAGCACUACCUACAGGCGUCCACCCUGUGCAGCCUCGCCAAUGCUCUAAUGGAAGCACAGAGGCACGAGGAAGCGGAGGAGGUGCAGAGGCGAGCGGCAGAGCUGUAUGAAGCUGCCAGGGGGGAGAGGUCCCGAGGGGUGGCGACGAUGCUGGUGCGGCUGACGCAGAUUCAGAUGGAGGGGGGGCGAGUGGAAGAGGCGGAAGGCAGCAUCCUCCGCGCCAAGGAUAUUCUGAUAGAGAAGGAGGGGCUGACAUCAAUGGAGGCGGCGAUUGUGGAGUUCACUCUAGCUCAAGUCAGGCAGGCACAAGGUCGUCCUGAUCUAGCAGUGGGGGUGUUGGAGAGCGGCCUUCGGAUCUUCGAACAAUCGGUGGAGCAGCAGAGGAGGAAGGGCGAGGCUGGAGACGCUGCUGAGCUGGCAGGAGCAGGCGCUGAGCUGGCGUGGGGCGACGAUGAGCUGGCGGGGACUCCCCGUGCGCUGGUGAACGCGCUUGGAGCGUCAGCGUUCCCGGCUUUCGAGCAGGCACAGAUUGAACUGAGCAUGCUAUAUGACAUUCUGGACAGGGACGAGGACGCGUGUGCGAUAAGAGAUAAGCUCCUCUCAGCAAAGGAGCUAGCCGUCGGCCCUCUCUCCGCAGCCCUCGUCCCCCCUCUCGUCCACUGA
Messenger RNA from Closterium sp. NIES-65, 3048 nucleotides. The record is from the annotation of a GenBank genome assembly. NCBI's taxonomy places the organism in Eukaryota, Viridiplantae, Streptophyta, Zygnematophyceae, Desmidiales, Closteriaceae.